Molecule: messenger RNA, 3772 nt
Organism: Callorhinchus milii (elephant shark)
Lineage: Eukaryota; Metazoa; Chordata; Chondrichthyes; Chimaeriformes; Callorhinchidae
Gene: llgl1
Product: LLGL scribble cell polarity complex component 1
Exons: 23
Coding region: 7-3111 (1034 amino acids)
Biological process (GO): cortical actin cytoskeleton organization; establishment of spindle orientation; regulation of protein secretion
Cellular component (GO): plasma membrane; cortical actin cytoskeleton; cytoplasm
Molecular function (GO): GTPase activator activity; myosin II binding
Source: RefSeq, a predicted model, not a curated record
GUGAAGAUGAUGAAGUUUCGGUUCCGCCGCCAUCAGGGCCCCGACCCGCAGCGCGAGAAGCUCAAACAGGACCUGUUCUCCUUCAGCAAGACGGUGGAGCAUGGCUUCCCAAGUCAGCCCAGCUCCCUGGCCUUCGAUCCCCGGCUCCGACUCCUGGCGAUCGGCACCAAAUCCGGAGCUGUGAAAAUCUAUGGAGCCCCCGGGGUGGAGUUUACGGGGCUGCACAGGGAGGCGGCCACUGUGAUGCAAGUCCACUUCUUACCUGGACAGGGCCGGCUGCUGGCAUUACUGGACGACAACACCAUCCACCUGUGGGAGGUCGGCCAGAGGAGCAGCUUCUCUCACUUGCAGGAGAUCCGCAGCUUCUCGCUUCCCAGCCGCCCUGGUCUCGAUAGCAACAGUGCCCCCCCCGGGGUCAGUAAGGUGACGGUGCUGAUGGUGCGGUGGGGGGGUGACGCCGCGUGGCUCGGGACUGAGGGCGGGGCCGUCCACGUGCUGCGCCUCCCGGGCCUCGUCCUCCUCGACUCCCACAGCCUCGUCCCUGAGCAGCUCCUGCGCAGUGUUCCUGACGACUACAGGAGCGGGAAAGCCCUCGGACCCGUGGAGUCGCUCCAGGAACAUCCGACGGAUCCGGACAAGAUCCUGAUUGGCUACAGCCGGGGGCUGGUGUUACUGUGGGGGGCGCAGGCCCGGCAAGUGGAGGGUGUCUUCCUGGGCAACCAGCAGUUGGAGAGCCUGAGUUGGGAUCGCAGCGGACGGACGUUUGUCACCUCCCACAGCGAUGGCAGCUACAGUGUAUGGGCGGUCAGCACCGCGGGGACCAGGGGCACACCCCUCACCUCCUCUGUCCCCUACGGCCCCUUUCCCUGUAAGGCCAUCAACAAGAUCCUCCGCAGGACAUCUAGCACCGGGACCCCCUUUGUGCUGUUCAGUGGGGGGAUGCCAAGAGCCAGCUAUGGGGACCGUCACUGUGUGAGUGUGCUGCAGGGGGGGGCACACGUCACGCUGGACUUCACCUCCCGCGUCAUCGACUUCCUCACUGUGCAGAGCCCUGACCCCGAGCAAGAGUAUGAUGACCCCUCGACGUUGUUGGUGUUGGUUGAGGAGGAGUUGGUGGCUGUUGAUCUGGGGAGUGUGGGUUGGCCACUGCUGGCCGCCCCCUACCUGGCUCCCCUCCACUCAUCCGCCAUCACCUGCUCCAACCAUGUCUCCCACGUCCCGGCCAAACUGUGGGACCGUAUCGUCCAGGCUGGAGGGCAGCAGGCAGCUCAGCACUCGCGGGCGGAAUGGCCAAUCAACGGGGGAACCAACCUGGCCCCAGAGCCUGAGCACCAGAGCCUCCUGCUGACAGGACAUGAGGAUGGCACGGUCAGGUUCUGGGAUGCCUGUGGAGUGUCUCUGAAGCCUCUGUACCGGCUCGGCACAGCCAACGUCUUCCAGACAGAGACCGACCAUGGGGAGGGACUGGCCCCGUCCGGCGAGGAGGAGUGGCCACCGUUCCGCAAGGUUGGCUGCUUUGACCCGUACAGUGAUGAUCCUCGGCUGGGGGUGCAGAAAAUGUGUUUGUGUAAAUACAGUGGCCGCCUGGUGGUGGCUGGCACAGCCGGACAGGUGUUGUUGUUGGAGCUGGGGGAGUGUGAGGAGCAGGUGUUGGCUGUGGCUACGGUUGACCUACUGCAGGACCGUGAGGGCUUCACGUGGAAAGGUCACGACCGGCUGAUACCGCGGAGUGUCCCCGCCGGCCCGGCUCCUGGCUUCCAGCCGCGGCUCCUGGUGCAGUGCGUCCCCCCGGCAGCCGUCACGGCCAUCGCCCUCCACCCCGAGUGGCAGCUCCUGGCAUUCGGCACCAGCCACGGCUUCGGCGUCUACGAUUAUUGCCGGCUCCAGCCAGUGCUCAGCAGGUGUACGCUGCACCCGAAUGACUCUCUGGCGAUGGAGGGGCCGUUGUCCCGCGUGAAGUCACUGAAGAAAUCGCUGCGACAGUCGUUUCGGAGAAUCCGCAAGAGCCGCGUCUCUGGCAAGAAACGGCCAAUUCCUGGCAGCCCAGCCAGCAAGGUACAGGAGGCUAACGCAAGGCUGGCAGAGCAGGGGGGGCCGGAGGUGGAGGUGACUCCGGUGCAGAGACGUAUUGAGCCGCGCUCGGCCGAUGAUUCACUUUCCGGUGUCGUCCGAUGCCUCUACUUUGCUGACACCUUCCUUCGGGACGCCACACACCAUGGGCCAACGAUGUGGGCAGGUACGAACGCAGGCUGUGUUUACGCCUACGCCCUGGAGGUGCCGUCACGGGAGCGAUGGACGGAGCGGUCAGUGGGGGCUGUGCUGGGAAAGGAGAUCCAGCUGAUGCACCGGGCCCCGGUGGUGACGGUGACGGUGCUGGACGGCCGGGGGAAGCCCCUCCCUGAGCCGCUGGAGGCCUCUUGUGAUUUGGCCAAAGCCCCUGAGAUGCAGGGGGGCCACGCGGUGCUCAUCGUCUCCGAGGAGCAGUUCAAGGUGUUUACGCUGCCCAAGGUUUGCGCUAAAACCAAGUUUAAGCUGACGGCCCACGAGGGCUCACGCGUCAGGAAGGUCGGGAUCCUGAGCUUCGGCAGCGCCACCACAGCCGACUACAGCGAAGACGGGCUGGUGUGUCUCACCAACCUCGGCGACAUCCACGUGUUCACGGUGCCGGCCCUGCGGCCACAGGUUCAUUACGACUGUAUCAGGAAAGAGGACAUCAGCGGCAUCGCUUCCUGUGUCUUCACUCGGACCGGCCAGGGCUUUUACCUGAUCUCCCCCUCGGAAUUUGAGCGAUUCUCAUUGUCGGCCAGGAACGUGACGGAACCGCUGUGUGUGGUGAUGUGGGAGGGGCCCCGAGACCACCUGAGCCCAGCCCCCGCUCUCAGCAGUAACCCGGUGACGACUCCCAAGAGGAACCAGGUGAACGGAACACACAAGGUUCAGAGCAAAGAGGAGAUCUGCUCGUUAGGAGAGGUUGAAGGAGCCCUGGAGGACGUGCUCUCCACACCCGCACAGACACCGCUCGACUCUCCCAACAGCAGUGCUGACAUCACCCUGGAUACCACGGGAGACAUCACCCUGGAGGACGUGAAGGAUCAUUUACCGGAGUGUUAGCGGAGAGAAGCCGAGCGUGUUUGGUACUUGAUAACCCGGCUGGUGUGCAGUGGUGAGGAGAGGGAGAGAUUCCCGGUGCCGGCCUCCAGCCAUCGGAGGGUUUGUUGGAUUCUUUCUCUUUGUCCUUUUUGCGCCAAAAAGAUGGGUUUGUUUGUUUAUUUUUUCCCCCAAAAAAGGAGAAAAGACCCAGACAGACACACAACACAUCUGCGGGACCUUUUAUCCACUGGCCACCUCUUCCCAGCCUCCAACGAAACACUAAACCAGUAACUUUAUAUAUAAAAACAACUUUGAUACGACCGCAGGAAGCACUAUCGUUAGCUUCAUUUUAUGGAUCAUUUCAUUUUAUGGAUCAUGUCUUUUUUUUGCUCUUGGUUUGUUUAUCACACAAGUUGGGGGGGAGUGGGGAAUGGACCCAGGAACCAAUUCUUUAGUGAAAGGGGGCAACUCUUUAGAUCCUAUCCUGUUUGUACAUUUUUUUAUAUGUAGAUUUUCAGUCUGCGCAGGUUAAUCCACCCUCUGGUAUUGUUCACAGAAUGUGUUGAAGAGCAAAUAUGGUUCUACCCAAAUCCAUGGGGGCAAUGGAUCCAUGUACUUGCUGAAUAGUUUGCAAUGUGUCUGGCUCCAAGCCAAUACUGCUGCCCCCCCCCCCCCCACCCCC